CAAACGGGCGAAACCGUCUCCCAAUCGUACAGGUCAUUGGCGAACCUGUCGCGUAGAUAAGCGCACACCCGAAAAUGGGUGUAAGUGGCCUUUAAAGGUACAAUGUGCAGGUUGUGCAACUGCGCUUGAAUCGAAAGUUCAUUUUCGCGAAGCGAAACACCAAAUCUAGUACAUUGUCAAACAGCUGCGACAGUAACGAGAUAACAUAAAUUAGGAUGGAAUGCGCCGUCCCAAGUGCGAUUCAGCGAGUCCUGCUCCCGUGUAACAAGAAGAAGAAUGCUGGUGGAUGCUGGAGCUCCUCUUCUUGCUGAACUCAACAUAACUCUGCUCGGACCAUCGAAAGAGAAGGAAGAAGAAGAAGUAGCCAAGCGAAAACAAAAGAACAUUCGGAGGUGAACGAAAAGAAACCCCAAAACGAAACGGGCAAAGAUAUUGGGGGGAGAACCAUCGGUCAGGUCAGCAGCAUCCAGCAGGAGUGUGUGUGUGUGUGUGUUUGUGGGGGAAAGUAAUAAUAAACCCAGGGCCACGGCCAGGGAAGAAGAACUUGGUUUUUGAACGUAACAAAAAAACAGUCAGACAUACACGGGAGCAAAUGGUAUACCUUUUGGAGCAGCGCAGCGUUCAUCACUUUGCGCAGCGCAGCAUCUCAACGAGAGAAGAACGAGGAACAUAAAAUAAAAGAGCAAAAGCCAUUGGUGUGAGCUGGGAGUUCGCGCUGCCAUAGUUAAUCAUACUUUUGUCGUAAAGCUCGCUGGUCGUCAGCUUCGGCGCGGGAGAAAGGAAGAUGCUUUCGCGCAAAAGUAAGGACAAAUCCAUCCACAAGGAUGGGGUCGUGGGAAAGUACGUGAAGCGCGACACUCCACCGGAAAUUCCAAUCAUAAACGUACUGACGAAUAGCGACACGCAGGCUAGGAAUAAGCUUAGCAAAGGUAGGAGAAGUUCCCAGCAGGCGUUUGGUGUCAACAAUGGCGGACAGAACAAUAAUAUAUAUGUACCAGGGCCGCUCAUGCCCAACAAUAAUAUCAAUAACGUUCAAAAGUUUGGCAAUGUUAAGGUAUCGAUGGGUGGACUUGGCCACGAGGGCAAGUACACUCCAAGUAGCAAGAUACCGAAUCUAGCUCAGAAGUUUGUCAAUCUAUCGCUGCAGAGCGAUCAACCGAACAUUCUGAACCCGACAAACAGCGUGCUGAUGAUGGCAAAUAACAAAAAUCAGAUAUCCCAGCAGCAGCUUCAGCAGCCGAUGAUAAUGCCUUCGAAGCCAUCGAAUUUGAGUUUGGCAAACAACAUGACCGUAAAUCAGCACAUUAGCCCGAACAACAAUAGUCAUGGAAACUAUGUCGACAUCGAGACUAUAGAUCAGAUUUUGAUGCAACAAAGCGAAGCGGCCAACCAGUAUCGUAUUCAGCAGCAAAUGCAACAAGCUCAGCAACAACAUUUACACCAGCAGUAUCUGUCGAACUUUGAGCGCAAAUAUUCAUACAAUCAGCUGCACCAGCAUCACCAUCACCACAACAGUAACAGCAGUGUCGCUAGUAAUUUCCGGAAUGGGUUCGAGAACUACGGAAAUCUUUUGCGAAACAAUAGUCCAACAGGGAUGGCUGCUGCUUCCAGCGUAAACCUGGCCGUCACGGAACAACAACAAUCGCCAUUUGUACGGCAGUAUUCGGCGCGACAACAGCAGCAGCAGCAACAACAGCUUCAACCCACUGCCGUCAAGGAUCACUACCACAUCUAUGAAAAUCCGACCCAGAUCGCGCAGCAGCGCUCCGAAUCACCCAUCUACAGUAACACCAACUCAGCCACCAUCUAUCAUCAGCAGCAAAGCUACAACGCCGCCGCCGGAAGUAAUCAAUCCUCGCAUCAGUCGCUGUUCUCCAGUAGCAGCACGGCUAGCAACGUGGCCAGUGUGUCUUCGUCGAUCAACUUCCUGGCGACGCGUAGUCAGUCUCAGCAGCCGCCGCAGCCUCAACCCCUGUACUCCAACGUAGAUGUUAGCGGUAUGACCUACGGCGAGGCUCUCCUGCACAAUGCCCGUCAUGGGUCAUCCAGUGUGGCCUCCCAACAGCAGCAACAGCAACAACAACAACAACAGCAGCAGCAGCAGCAACAACAACAACAGUCGGACACUGGCAAUCCGUCCGCCGAAGAGGAACUUCCGUUGCCUCCCGGAUGGUCUGUCGACUACACGCUGCGUGGUCGCAAGUACUACAUUGACCACAACACCAAGACCACCCAUUGGUCACAUCCGCUGGAACGGGAGGGUUUGCCGACCGGCUGGGAGCGGCACGAGUCCGCCCAGCAUGGAACGUUCUACUACAAUUGCAUCACCGGUCAGGCUCAGGACAGCCACCCCUAUCUGACGUCGUGCUAUCUACAUCAUGCAACCCCGGUGGAGAUUCCACGCCCGCUGAUCGCCUCGCACACCCACUUUACGCCCCACAGUGCACUGGUUCCGGCCAAUCCGUACCUGCUCGAGGCCGUCCCCGAGUGGUUGGAGUUUUACGCGAAAUCAUCGCCGGAGAACGAUCACAAGCUCAAGUGGGACAUGUUCCAGCUGCAGCAGCUCGAGGGCAUCGCCGGCAUGCUGACCAAGCUGUUUCGCCAGGAGUGCCAGAUGAUCGUGUUCAAGUACGAGACGUUGCGGAUAGCGAUCCGCUCAAUGAUGGAAGAAAAGAAACGACUUGCCUACAGAACCACCAGCGAUUCAAAUGCCUGAACUCGACCUUAUGCUCUCCCUGCAACAGUAUCGCCGUGGAAGUCGACCCUCCAUAUUUAUGUUUACUGCUCGUUACUAGCUUAGUAUAUCAGUCUUUCGUACGAUAACGAGAUUAUUUAACCAUGCACAAUCACACUCCCAUACAAAUCACAUGUGCUACUUUUACUGCGAGUCGCAUUUUAAUUUGGCAGAAAAAGUGCCUUCACAUCCAGCAUUUUACUCAUCUUAUUUUAAUCUAACCAAUUCAUUCAAAGGUUUAUUAGUUUCGAAAAAUUGUGAUAUCCAACAGUUCCUUGGUAACACACUAGGAAAGUAUGCUACUAACAUAAGCAAACACAAAACGGUUACAGAACAUAUUUCGGAAUGUUACACAAAGAGUGGCACAAUACGCUCACACGGCACCGCUUCAUCAAUCGCUACAGAACCGGCCCCCCUUCCGAGGGGGAACAAGUGCCUUCGCUGAGAAAGGAAAAAAGAACAGUCUUGAAAAUUUA
Culex quinquefasciatus (southern house mosquito) is the source of this 3210-nucleotide messenger RNA. It is a transcript of the gene Cortactin, whose product is annotated as src substrate cortactin. The record is from RefSeq and is a predicted model, not a curated record. Bases 785 to 2716 code for a protein of 643 amino acids. Gene Ontology annotation, biological process: regulation of cell population proliferation; apoptotic process; regulation of actin filament polymerization. Gene Ontology annotation, cellular component: site of polarized growth; cortical actin cytoskeleton; plasma membrane. The transcript is spliced from 5 exons. Gene Ontology annotation, molecular function: molecular adaptor activity; actin filament binding. Lineage: Eukaryota; Metazoa; Arthropoda; Insecta; Diptera; Culicidae.